AUGGCCGCCUUCGCGACACUAUUCCGCCGCGAACUACACUUGGAACUGCUGAGUUACACGUCCCGAUAUUUAACAGAAGCGAAAGACCAACCGAAGAAAUUGUACAUGAUGACAUCCGUCCUUUUAUAUCAUUGCUGCGUUAGCUCGCUCAACGGAUUGGUUAUAGCUGACAUCUGUGAGAAGCUGAUGAAGGAAGAACGCGAGAUGGUGCUUAGGUUUUGUGAAAGACUGGCUGAUAUGGAAGUCACUUUGAAUAAUUUGGAAACUGCCGUUGGAGAUGCCGUCAAAGAAAAAGAUGUGCUACGAAAAGGUAAAAAAAAACAACCGCCAUCGGAAGGCAAACUUAGCAACAAGAUUUCAAAAUCGGCUACUAGAAAUUCGACGACUACACCUGGCAAGAAAUACGCUUUGCAGCUCCGGUCUUCAGUCUCGGUUAUGACUGCUAACAUGUCAGAAGAUAGUUUGAUUGAAGCUUCAGAAUUAUCCUCAUAUGCCCAAAGAUAUGACGAUAAACGAAUGUCAGAUACAAGCGAAGUAACUUCAAUAUAUACAGUGAGGAAGUAUACGCCGAAUACUACAGAUGACUUCUGUCCAGUCGAUGACUUGGAAAAUACCUAUAAUCCUCAACCUUUGACAGAAGAUAAGAUUUUGUUUAAUAGCGUGUCAUUCAAAGAUGAACCGUCGUGUUGUAACUGUAAGGAUACUAUUUCCAUGAUUGUCGAUGAACCUUCUGCUAUUGAUGACGAAGAUAUCUUUUUGGCUUUCCCUGAUAUUGGCAUAAGGCACCCGUUUACUGAAAGAUAUUCUGUAACGGCAUAUCAAUCCAACAGCGCUAUACCUUCAAGUAGUGACCUAAGGGAAAAAACCGAAUCUUCAGGAGUAACAACCAUUUUUCAUACCAAACCUGUUGCUGUAACUGAAAAUUCUGAAGAAGAAAUAGAAGUCAAACUUGGAUCAGCACAGAAAGAAAACUUUCAAAUAUCAUAUCCUACUUGGAUGUGGCAGUGCAAGAAUGCCGUUUGUGAAAGAGUGAAGAGAGAGAGAGAUCCACGAAAACAAAACCUUCAUCUGUCUCUGAGUAGAUGCAUUCUUCUCUGCACUGGUCCUCAGAUCUGGCCGCAACCCAUAGACUAUAUACCUAUGAGUGAGACCAUUGUAAGUCUUGCUACUAAAAAAAUGGAAUAUAAGUUUCAGAAUAUACCAUCUGAAGCAGUAAAUCAACAUUUAGCUGAAGCGUUCAGGUUAUUUCUAGCUGAACUCUCAAAGUUGGAACGAGUUGACAUGCAGAAUAAAAAGAACUUCACAAAAGAUUUUGAUGUCAAGAAACUAACUAUCUUAAUUAACGUGGAAACUGAUCCUGAUCCAAGGAUCAGAUUGAACACAGAUGAAACUUAUUAUCUGAAAAUAGAGACGUUGACUAAAAAAGUCAAAGUUUCAAUUACCUCCAACUCUUUUUGUGGUGUCAGACAUGGUUUGGAAACUCUAAGUCAGUUGAUGUUACUGGAUCAGAGUACUGGUUAUCUAAUCACUUUAUCCAGUCUCCAUAUUAAAGAUUCCCCUACGUAUAAAUACCGAGGAAUAAUGUUAGAUACUGGAAGGAACUACCUACCUGUUAAGGAUUUGGUGAGAACCGUUGAUGCCAUGUCAAGUUGCAAGUUAAACACUUUACAUUGGAGGGUGUCAGACGCAGCAAGUUUUCCUUUAUUCUUGCCUGGUCUUGAAAACUUAGUACGAUACGGAGCCUAUGAUUCAUCCAUGGUAUAUACCGAAGAAGAUGUCAAAAAAGUCGUGAGCAGGGCAGCUGUAAGAGGUAUAAGAGUUGUAAUGGAAGUAGCUAUUCCGGGACCUGUUGGCAGAGCUUGGUCCUGGUCAGAAGAAGCUAUUUGUCCGAAAAAAAUUGAUAAUGCUACAUGUGGCAAGGAAAAUUGUAUUUACCUUAGAAUGAGCGGGCAAGUGUUCAAUUAUUUAAAGAAGAUAUAUUCAUAUAUUAUUGCCAUAACGGGUGUGGAUGAUGUGUUCCAUCUCAGCGAUGGUGUGUUUUCGUUGUCGAAUUGCCAUUACCUUCUGAAUUCAAGAAGAUAUUUCUUGGAUAAAGCGUUAGACGUUUUAAGGUCAGCGAAUAAAGGUUCUACAACAACUUCGAUAUCCAUUUUGGUCGAUCUAUGUAGUCAGAUGGACUAA
Hyposmocoma kahamanoa is the source of this 2181-nucleotide messenger RNA. Its product is annotated as probable beta-hexosaminidase fdl. Gene Ontology annotation, cellular component: membrane. The record is from RefSeq and is a predicted model, not a curated record. Gene Ontology annotation, biological process: glycosaminoglycan metabolic process; ganglioside catabolic process; carbohydrate metabolic process. Gene Ontology annotation, molecular function: beta-N-acetylhexosaminidase activity. Lineage: Eukaryota; Metazoa; Arthropoda; Insecta; Lepidoptera; Cosmopterigidae. Bases 1 to 2181 code for a protein of 726 amino acids. The transcript has 6 exons.